Glarea lozoyensis ATCC 20868 is the source of this 5658-nucleotide messenger RNA. RefSeq names its product Glutathione synthetase ATP-binding protein. Lineage: Eukaryota; Fungi; Ascomycota; Leotiomycetes; Helotiales; Helotiaceae. Gene Ontology annotation, biological process: L-citrulline biosynthetic process; UTP biosynthetic process; L-glutamine metabolic process. Gene Ontology annotation, molecular function: carbamoyl-phosphate synthase (glutamine-hydrolyzing) activity; dihydroorotase activity; ATP binding. The record is from RefSeq and is a predicted model, not a curated record. The transcript has 4 exons. Gene Ontology annotation, cellular component: cytosol; cytoplasm. The coding region runs from base 1 to 5658 and encodes 1885 amino acids.
AUGGUCGAGAAGGUCUACACCCCCGUGUCGGCACAAAUCAGCGGCGACGAGACCUUGGUCAGUCUCGAGCUGCAUGAUGGUGUUGUUUACCAGGGUUACAGUUUCGGUGCAAAGAAGAGUGUUGCAGGAGAAUUGGUGUUCCAAACUGGCAUGGUGGGGUAUCCCGAAUCGAUAACAGACCCCUCGUAUCGUGGCCAAAUUCUCGUCAUCACGUUUCCUCUGGUCGGCAAUUAUGGUGUUCCCUCGAGGGAAACUAUGGAUGAACUUCUUAAAGAUCUGCCAGCCCACUUCGAAGCAUCAGAAAUACAUAUUGCAGGUCUGGUCGUUGCGUCUUAUGCCGGAGAGGAUUAUUCCCAUUUCUUGGCUACAUCUUCUCUGGGGACAUGGUUAAAAGAGCAGGGAGUUCCUGCAAUUUACGGCGUCGAUACUAGAGCGCUCACCAAAAGAAUCAGAGAGGAGGGAAGCAUGUUGGGGCGAAUGCUCCUGCAAAAAGAAAACCUCACCAACGGACAUGCAAAUGGAAACUCUAAUGGCGCGAUUGCGAUCACAUCUGGAAAUGAUUGGAGAUCUGCUUUCGAGACGAUUGAAUGGGUAAAUCCAAAUACCAAAAACCUCGUUGCGGACGUGUCGACAUCCAAGCCCAAAUUAUAUACCCCAGAGCCAUCGACUGCUCGUAAACAUCCAUCUGGUCGAGCGUUACGUGUGUUAUGCCUUGAUGUCGGAUUGAAAUAUAAUCAAUUGAGAUGUCUUCUGAGACGCGGAGUCGAGGUUCUGGUUUGUCCUUGGGAUUAUGACUUUCCAGCUCUUGCGGGCAAGGACUUUGACGGUCUGUUUAUAUCAAACGGACCUGGUGAUCCUGCCAUGAUGGAGAAAACCGUCAAGCAUAUUGCAAUUGCCAUGGCUGAGAAUCGCGUGCCUAUCUUUGGUAUCUGCUUGGGACACCAGCUUUUGGCCAGGGCUGCGGGUGCUUCUACUUCGAAAAUGAAGUUUGGAAACCGUGGACACAACAUUCCGUGCACGAAUUUAUUGACUGGAAAAUGUCACAUUACGUCGCAGAAUCAUGGUUAUGCUGUGGAUGCCAGCAGCCUUCCAGCCGAAUGGGAGGAGCUUUUCAUCAACGCAAACGAUGGAAGCAAUGAGGGUAUUAGACACAAGAACCAACCAUAUUUUAGCGUACAAUUCCACCCAGAAAGCACACCAGGUCCUCGAGACACCGAGUUCCUUUUUGACGUCUUUAUCGACACCAUUGUCAGCACGACUGAAGACAAAAGCAUGCUUUCAGCUCCGGUUACCUUCCCGGGAGGACAGGCCGAGGAGAACGCGAGACUCAACCCUAGAGUGGAUGUCAAGAAAGUGUUAAUCCUAGGAAGUGGAGGUCUCAGUAUCGGACAAGCAGGAGAGUUCGAUUAUUCUGGAAGUCAAGCAAUCAAGGCCCUGAAAGAAGAAGGAAUUUUCACCAUCUUGAUCAACCCAAAUAUUGCGACAAUUCAGACUUCCAAAGGAUUGGCCGACAAAGUCUACUUCCUCCCCGUCACAGCCGAUUUUGUGAGAAAGGUCAUCAUGCGCGAGCGACCAGAUGCGAUUUACGUGACUUUUGGUGGUCAGACUGCUCUCCAGGUCGGUAUCCAAUUGAAAGACGAAUUUGAAGAGUUUGGCGUCAAGGUUCUGGGAACACCAAUCGAUACAAUCAUCACCACUGAGGACCGAGAGCUUUUCGCACGAAGCAUGGAGUCAAUUGGUGAGAAGUGCGCCAAAUCUGCGUCUGCAAAUAACACCGAGGAGGCCAUGCGUGUUGUCAAAGAUAUUGGCUUCCCAGUCAUUGUUCGUGCAGCAUACGCACUCGGUGGGCUCGGAAGUGGAUUUGCAGAUAAUGAGAAUGAGCUCAAGGAGCUAUGCAACAAGGCAUUUGCAGCCAGUCCUCAGGUUUUGAUCGAGCGAAGUAUGAAGGGAUGGAAGGAAAUCGAGUACGAGGUUGUUCGAGAUUGCCGCGACAAUUGUAUCACGGUCUGUAACAUGGAGAAUUUCGAUCCGCUUGGUAUUCAUACCGGAGAUUCUAUCGUGGUCGCCCCUUCGCAGACUCUUUCCGAUGAAGAUUACAACAUGCUCAGAACAACAGCCGUGAAUGUCAUCAGGCAUCUUGGUGUCGUUGGAGAGUGUAACAUCCAAUAUGCACUCAAUCCAUUCUCUCGGGAAUAUUGCAUCAUCGAAGUCAAUGCCAGAUUGUCAAGAUCUUCUGCCCUAGCAUCAAAGGCAACCGGGUAUCCUUUGGCUUUCAUCGCGGCAAAACUUGGUCUUGGUAUUCCUCUAAACGAGAUUAAGAAUUCAGUGACCAAAGUCACUUGUGCUUGUUUCGAACCUUCGCUCGACUACGUAGUUGUGAAGAUGCCAAGAUGGGACUUGAAAAAGUUCGUGCGGGUGUCGACACAAUUGGGUUCUUCCAUGAAGAGUGUCGGGGAGGUGAUGAGCAUUGGAAGAACUUUCGAAGAAGCUAUUCAGAAAGCCAUUCGUGCUAUAGAUUUCCACAACCUCGGCUUCAACGAGACAACGACGGCCUUGAUGAAAAUCGAUGAUGAGCUUCAGACACCUUCGGAUCAACGUCUGUUUGCUAUUGCGAACGCUAUGCACUCUGGAUACUCGGUUGAGAAGAUCUGGGAGAUGACCAAGAUCGACAAGUGGUUCUUGAGUAGACUCAAGGGGUUGAGUGAUUUCAGACAGAAGAUGUCGACUUAUACGGCUCGUACCGUGUCACACAACAUUCUUCGACAGGCCAAGCAACUCGGUUUCUGCGAUCUUCAACUAGCCAAAUUCUGGGGGUCAACUGAGUUGGCAGUGAGACGUAUGAGAGUUGAAGCUGGUAUCGUUCCGGUUGUCAAACAAAUCGAUACGGUUGCUGCAGAGUUUCCAAGUUACACAAAUUAUCUCUACCUUACCUACAACGGCUCAGAGAGCGACGUCACAUUCAACGAUCACGGUGUUCUUGUUCUCGGUUCUGGUGUCUAUCGUAUCGGAUCGUCUGUCGAGUUCGAUUGGUGCUCGGUCAGAGCAAUCAGAACUCUCAGAGAGACUGGCUUCAAGACAGUCAUGGUGAAUUAUAAUCCUGAGACCGUAAGCACUGAUUAUGACGAAGCAGACAGGCUUUACUUUGAGAACAUCAACCUCGAGACCGUUCUAGAUAUUUCCCAAAUCGAGUCGUCUGGUGGAGUUCUCAUUUCGAUGGGUGGACAAACACCAAACAACAUUGCGCUUCCCCUUCACCGUCUGGGCGUCAAGGUCUUGGGUACCUCGCCGGAAAUGAUUGACAAUGCAGAAAAUCGGUACAAAUUCUCUCGUAUGCUUGACCAAAUUGGUGUCGACCAACCAACGUGGAAAGAGCUCACCAGUUUCGAGGAAGCUAAGAGCUUCUGCAAUACUGUAUCAUACCCUGUUCUCGUCAGACCUUCAUAUGUUCUGUCCGGGGCUGCCAUGAACACGGUCUAUUCGGAAGCGGAUCUUGAGGCUUAUCUCAAACAAGCUACUGAUGUUUCUAAGGAUCACCCAGUGGUUAUCACUAAAUAUAUUGAGAACGCGAAAGAAAUAGAGAUGGACGCCGUUGCCCAGGGCGGUCGGAUGGUUGGCCACUUCAUUUCUGAGCAUGUUGAGAAUGCCGGUGUUCAUUCCGGGGAUGCUACGUUGAUACUCCCCCCACAGGAUCUUGAAGCCACGACCAUCCGAAGAAUUGAGGAGGCUACUCGCAAAAUAGGAGCUGCCCUGAACAUCACUGGUCCUUACAAUAUCCAAUUCAUCGCCAAGGAUAACGACAUUAAGGUUAUUGAGUGUAACGUUCGAGCUUCCCGAUCAUUUCCUUUCAUCUCAAAGGUGAUGGGUGUCGAUUUAAUUGAGCUAGCAACUAAAGCAAUAAUGGGAGUGCCUUUCAUGGCAUACCCUCCAACUUCGUUGCCAGAUAACUGUGUGGGCGUCAAGGUUCCCCAGUUCAGCUUUUCCAGACUCUCCGGGGCCGAUCCAGUUCUUGGUGUCGAGAUGGCUUCCACUGGUGAGGUUGCUUGCUUUGGUGCGAACAAGUACGAGGCAUACAUCAAGGCACUCAUCUCCACGGGUUUCAAGCUACCAAACCGGAAUAUUCUAUUUUCCAUUGGUUCUUACAAGGAUAAGAAAGAGCUGCUUCCAUCUGUGGCCACACUACACAAAUUGGGCUACAAACUCUUUGCUACCGCUGGAACAGCCGAUUUCCUGCAGGAGCAUGAUAUACCAGUUCAGUAUCUUGAGAUUUUGGGCAAGGAUGAGGAUGACCAAAAGUCGGAAUACUCUUUGACACAGCAUCUUGCAAACAACAUGAUUGAUUUGUAUAUCAAUCUACCUUCCGCCAACAGAUACCGAAGACCAGCGAAUUACAUGAGUAAAGGCUACAAGACUCGACGUAUGGCUGUCGAUUAUCAAACCCCUCUUGUCACCAAUGUCAAGAAUGCGAAGAUUCUCAUUGAGGCCAUUGCAAGGCAAUUCCCCAUGGAUAUUAGCGAUAUCGAUGUUCAAACAAGCCUCAAGCCUGCCAUUUUUGCUGAUAAUGCAUCAGAAGCUACAAAUGUUUCUACAUUGGGUCCCGCGAGUCGAUCAAGAUUCCUGGAUGGGGCUUCAUCACAAGCUCCUCAGCGAGACAUUGCUGCUCUGGAUAUGAACGGCUCAACCUUGUAUCCUCAACCCACAUUUUCUUCUUCUUUGCGACAACUUUUAGGACAAUCUCCAUUCAAGGAUCAACACGUUUUGUCAGUCAACCAAUUCAAGCGUCAAGAUCUUCAUCUGCUAUUCACAGUUGCGCAAGAGAUGCGAAAAGGUGUUGAGAAGGAAGGUGUCUUGGAUGUUCUCCGUGGCAAGCUUCUUUGUACAAUGUUCUUUGAACCAUCGACACGUACUUCUGCUUCUUUCGAUGCUGCUAUGCAGAGACUGGGAGGUCGUACUGUGUCAAUUGCAACCGCGCAUUCAAGCACCCAGAAGGGGGAGUCCCUCGCUGAUACUAUUCGUACGCUUGGGUGUUAUGGUGAUGCAAUCGUUCUACGACACCCCGACGAAAGCAGUGCGGACACAGCUGCCAAAUUUUCACCUGUUCCAAUUAUCAAUGGUGGUAAUGGUAGCAAGGAGCAUCCAACACAGGCGUUCCUUGACCUUUUUACCAUUCGUGAGGAAUUGGGUACAGUGACUGGUUUGACCAUUACCUUUGUGGGUGAUCUUCGUUUCGGUCGGACAGUUCACUCUUUGGUCAAACUUCUCCAGCAUUACGAUGUCAACAUCCAGCUAGUCUCACCUUCUGCCCUCUCACUUCCAUCUGAGAUUGUUGAUAUUAUCAAGACGAAGCCAGGACAACUACGUGUUGUGUCGACCGAAUUGACACCAGAGAUCGUCGCCCAAAGUGACGUUCUUUACUGCACCCGAGUACAAAAAGAACGAUUCUCUGAUCUUGCAGAGUACGAAAAGUUGAAGGAUAGCUUCAUCGUCAGCAACGAGACGUUGACAAAUGCCAAGCCUCAUAUGAUUGUCAUGCAUCCGCUACCACGCAACCAUGAGAUUGCAGAGGAGGUGGACUUUGACCAGAGAGCUGCGUAUUUCAGACAGAUGAAAUAUGGGCUGUACUGCAGAAUGGCUUUGUUGGCUUUGGUCAUGGCUCCGUGA